Cannabis sativa is the source of this 1360-nucleotide messenger RNA. RefSeq names its product phenylacetaldehyde reductase. Lineage: Eukaryota; Viridiplantae; Streptophyta; Magnoliopsida; Rosales; Cannabaceae. The transcript has 7 exons. The coding region runs from base 129 to 1115 and encodes 328 amino acids. The record is from RefSeq and is a predicted model, not a curated record. Gene Ontology annotation, molecular function: oxidoreductase activity, acting on the CH-OH group of donors, NAD or NADP as acceptor.
UCUAGACGCAAACAGGCCAUAUCUUAAGGCUCCUCAAACUUUGUUUCUGUGAUUUUUGUUGGAGAACAGAAUUAAUAGCUAAAGAUGAAGAGUUUUGAUAUACACUCUGUAUUGGUUUUUGAAAUUAGAUGAUAGUGAUGAGUGGAAUAGAGAAGGUGGUGUGUGUGAGUGGUGGUUCAGGCUACAUAGCUUCAUGGCUUGUCAACCUCUUACUCCAACAUGGUUACACUGUCAAAGCCACUGUUAGAGAUCUCAAUGAUUCAAAGAAAAUGCAACACUUGCUUUCAUUUGAUGGAGCUAAGGAGAGGCUUCACUUGUUCAAAGCAAAUUUAUUAGAAGAAGGGUCCUUUGAUUCUGUUGUUGAUGGAUGUGAAGGUGUUUUCCACACUGCUUCCCCUGUUCUUGUUUCAGUGAAUAAUCCACAGGCCGAAUUGAUCGAUCCUGCGGUGAAGGGAACGCUUAAUGUGCUGAAAUCAUGUGCAAAAGCUGGUUGUGUAAAGAGAGUAGUUUUUACAUCUUCAAGCAGAGCAGUUUUUGCCAAUGGGAGACUUGUCACACCAGAUGUUGUAGCUGAUGAAACUUGGUUUUCGGAUACUAAUUUCUGCGAAAAAUCGAAGGAUUGGUAUGCACUUGCAAAAACUUUAGCUGAAGAGGGUGCUUGGAAGUUUGCAAAAGAGAAUGGGAUUGAUUUGGUGACUAUAAAUCCAGGAGUUGUGAUUGGUCCUGCCUUACAAUCAACUCUUAACAUUACUGUGAAAAAUAUUCUUAAUCAAGUAAAUGGAGUUGAUCAAACUUUUCCCAACAGAAUCUAUAGAUUUGUUGAUGUUAGAGAUGUUGCAUUAGCACAUAUUCAAGCAUUUGAAGUUGUUUCGGCUAGUGGAAGAUAUUGUCUAAUUGGACAUGUUGUCCAUAGCUCUGAGCUUAUGAACAUUUUACAACAACUUUACCCAACUUUGACCAUUCCUAAAAUAUGUGCCGAUGAGAAACCGCAGGUACCAACUCACCAAGUAUCAAAGGACAAAGCCAAAAGUUUGGGGGUUAAAUUCAUUCCUUUAGAAGUGAGUCUAAGGGACACUGUUGAAUUCUUCAAAGAGAGAGGUUUUGUGAAUUAUUAAGUAUUGUACUUUUUACAUGUUUUUUUAUUACUGCUAUAUUAAAUAAAAAGAAUCAAUUUUUUUUUUCUGUAACCAUUUGCAUUCUUAGGACAUGGUGUUAUGCCUUUUGUUAAGGUUGUUAUCUAAUUUCUUAGCCUGUUUUCUAUUGUAAGCCUCAAUUAAAAUGACUGCUUUGUUCUACUCCUCUUACAGUUCAAUGUUAUAUCACUAUGUAAUGAAAAGAUGGCUCAAAUUUACUAUGAUAA